Rubroshorea leprosula is the source of this 2086-nucleotide messenger RNA. Lineage: Eukaryota; Viridiplantae; Streptophyta; Magnoliopsida; Malvales; Dipterocarpaceae. The record is from the annotation of a GenBank genome assembly.
CAAUCAAGCUUAAAAGCUUUCCGAUUUCCCUCUGCAACGUCUUCUUUCCCCUUUUCUGCCUCCUUUUUGCUUCUUGUAACUGCUCAAAAAACAAACGCCUUUCUUCCCUCAUUUUUCUUCACUUUCCCGAGAAAAAGUCAAGAACUUUAAUCUCAUAGCAUCCCCAAAACCAAAAAGGGUAUCUGAAAGUUUCAGACUUUCAGCAAUGCUCUCCAAAGUGAACAGUUCAGUUUGGAUGGAAGGGAAGGAAGAGGAAGACGCUGCCUCAUGGAACAGAACCAACACCAACAAAGAGGAAAUGGGUUCUCUUUCUACGUUCAAAUCCGUUCUUGAAGUGGAAGACGAUUGGUACAUGGGGAAUACUGGGAUUCAGAAUCACCACGACAUGAGGGACAUCUCGUUUUCACCAAACCUUGGUGACCCGGAGAAUUUGUUGAUGCAUCCCAUGGAUUCUUCCUCUUCUUGUUCUCCUUCCUCUGUUUUCAACAAUCUUGACCCAUCUCAGGUGCAGUACUUUUUGCCUCCUAAACCUGCCUUAAAUCCUCUCUUUAAUGUCGUUUCCAGCAACCCUUUAGACCAUGGUUUUGAUUUGGGGGGAAUUGGAUUUCUUGAGAACCAAGCAACAAAUGCUUCCAAUUUGUUGAACAGGGAAAGUACUGGAGUUUUGAGUAACUUCCCUGAUUUCAGUCCUAGUAAUCAGAUAACUACUGUUAAUCCAUGUACUGAUGCUCAAUAUUCAACUAGCCAUAUGCUUCAGCUGACUGAAAACCGUCCCGGGUACACUGGUUUUCGGGGUUUUGAGGAGAACCCUGGAAAUGCUCUGUUUCUAAAUAGGUCUAAGUUGUUAAGGCCCCUGGAAACUUUACCUUCUAUGGGAGCACAACCUACUCUUUUUCAAAAAAGAGUGGCUCUGAGGAAGAAUUUAGCUGAAAAUGGAGGCAAUUUAGGAGUCUUAGGUGGAGGAGGAAGUUUUAAUCAAAGUUUGAGUGGGCUUGAGGGAGAUAAAGGAAAGAGGGAAAUGGGUGAAGAAAAUGAGAAGAGACAAUUUAGCUGUGGCGAUGAUUUGGAAGAUGUGAGCAUCGAUGGGUCAGGUUUGAAUUAUGAUUCAGAUGAGUUCACUGAGAACACUAAGUUAGAAGAAAGUAUUAAAAAUGGUGGAAAUAGCUCAAAUGCAAACAGUACUAUCACUGGGGGAGAUCAGAAAGGGAAGAAGAAGGGGCUUCCUGCCAAAAAUUUGAUGGCUGAGAGGCGCCGCCGAAAGAAACUCAAUGAUAGGCUAUACAUGCUGCGGUCUGUUGUUCCAAAGAUCAGCAAAAUGGACAGAGCUUCCAUUCUUGGGGAUGCAAUUGAAUACCUGAAGGAACUUCUGCAAAGAAUCAAUGAUCUCCAUAAUGAAUUGGAGUCAUCCCCUUCAAGUGCUGCAUUGACACCAACUGCAAGCUUGCACCCUUUGACACCAACUCUCCCUACCUUGCCCAGUCGCAUUAAGGAUGAACUUUGCCCCAGCUCAUUGCCAAGUCCAAAUGGACAGCCUGCAAGGGUUGAAGUAAGGGUUAGAGAAGGAAGAGCUGUAAACAUCCACAUGUUUUGUGGCCGCAGACCAGGUCUUCUGCUCUCUGCGAUGAGGGCUUUAGACAACCUUGGACUAGAUAUCCAGCAAGCUGUCAUCAGCUGUUUCAAUGGUUUUGCAAUGGAUAUCUUCCGAGCUGAGCAAUACAGGGAAGGCCAGGACAUCCAUCCCGAACAAAUUAAAGCAGUACUCCUGGAAUCAUCUGGCUUCCAUGGCCUGAUAUAGGCUGUACUCAGCAGUAGUGUAUGAAUUGAUGAACCAGACUUAUUUACAUCCUAGGAAAAAUGUUCAAGCAACAGCAUGCUGUUCGUCAAACCAAAUUGCUCUGCCAAUGGAAUCACAAAGAUUUGUUGUUAGCCUUGGAAAGUCUUGCAGCUCAGUUGAAACUGGCGGGAAAUUCACCAUCCCUUUAAAUUUUCUGUUAUGUUAGGCCUAAUUUCGUCAGUUGAAAAACAUGACCUUUUUAGUGGUGUUUGCUUGCAUUUCUGAUUAUCAUGGAGUCGAACUUCUUAUUUU